Molecule: messenger RNA, 1639 nt
Organism: Eleginops maclovinus (Patagonian blennie)
Lineage: Eukaryota; Metazoa; Chordata; Actinopteri; Perciformes; Eleginopidae
Gene: c1qbp
Product: complement component 1, q subcomponent binding protein
Exons: 6
Coding region: 143-1009 (288 amino acids)
Biological process (GO): cytosolic ribosome assembly
Cellular component (GO): mitochondrial matrix
Source: RefSeq, a predicted model, not a curated record
AUAGUGACGAAAGGUCAAUGUGUCCUUCCACACGUGUGUUCCAUAAUCUUGAAGCAGGCAGCAGUAACUGGGAGAAAGCCGGUAGCAGUGAGCUGUCAGACCUAUUUAUCUGCACUAAAAGCCUUCACAUUUCUAGACAGUCAUGCUAAAGUCAGUGGUCCGUGCGGUGGGAACCGCUGUCCGCCUUUCUUCAGCCACCACGUCCACAGCCCGAGCUCUGCCACUCAGCUGCCCGACACUGUGCUCUCCAAGCUCGGCCACAACUCGGCCUUUUACCCGGUCUCUCUGGAUGCUGAAUAACAACGGAGCGUCGUCAGGAUACAGGCCAAAACUGUUUAGUUCAAAAGCAUUGAGUCCCUCGAUAUCAUGUGGAUGUGGAGGACUGCACACAGAAGGUGACAAAGCGUUUGGCGCUUUCCUGUCCGAUGAAAUCAAAGAGGAGGUGAAGCUCCAGAAAAGCAGCACCCUUCCUAAGAUGUCUGGAGGAUGGGAGCUGGCGCUGAAUGGAACAGAAGCUAAACUCUCAAGGAAUGUUGCCGGAGAGAAAGUCACUGUCACAUUCAAUGUCAAUAACAGCAUUCCUCCUAACUUUGAAGAAGAGGCAGAACAGGGACAGCAGAAAUCAGCAGAGGAAGAGCCAGAAAUUGUAUCCUCACCCAACUUUGUCGUCGAAGUAACGAAACAGGCUGCAAAACAUUCCCUGGUGUUUGACUGCCAUUUCCCUGAAGAUGAGAUGAGUCAUGCUGAAGGAGAAGAGGAGAGCGACAUCUUCGCCAUUCGUGAGGUCAGCUUCCAGCCUGAGGGAGAGACAGACUGGAAGGAGAACAGCUACACACUGAACACAGACUCUCUGGACUGGGCCUUGUAUGACCACCUAAUGGACUUCCUGGCUGACCGCGGGGUUGACAACACCUUCGCUGAUGAGUUGACGGAGCUGAGCACGGCCGUCGAGCAUCAAGAGUACAUCAAGUUCCUGGAAAACCUCCAAGGCUUUGUCAAAUGUAACUAAUGUUAGGUACAAGUUCAAUUUCACUGUUCUUCAAAACGCAUCGUGGCAAAGUUGAAGGUAUGAUAAUACAAUACAAGUAAAGCAAAUGCUGCAGCGCUGAUUUACACCUUUGGAAAUCUAAAGAGACUUGUGUCUGUGGCAGUGAGCCUUCUUGCCAACAGUUGUCACAUCAGUACCUUGCUGCAAAAAUGUUCUUUUCUUUUUUGUUCUUUCUUUUUUAAAUGUGACUUUAUUUUCUGUAACUUAAAUAUAUGAAGGUCAUAAAUAAUGCAGGUGACGACUCUGCAGAUACCACUUUUUAUUCGAAAUGUCCCUCAAUUGUAGAGUUCCUGUCUUAGCUGCAGAGGUUUCAUAUGGUCCAGUCAGUAAUUGUGUCCAACUGUCCUAAAGCUAAUCAAGGGGUCAUUUGACUAGAUGUGGAUUUGAAACAAAUGAUCGAAAACAAUGCUCACUUAUCUUUUGCAUUUAGAUAGUUUUAUUUUCUAGCUGGCCCUGCAAGAGAUUUCAUUUAGACUGACAUUGAUUUCACUCUGUCAGACCAUAAUAUGUGAAUUAUUCAUCUGAAUGGCAUACAUCAGCAUGUCUUCAGAGAAUGAUCAGUGUUCAAUAAAAGAGUUUGAUAUAAAUUUA